AUGAUUGGUGGUGUAUUAUUUAGUGUUUUAAUAUGUGUAUUCACGUUCUGGGUGUGGAAAGUGCAAGUAAAGAGUGGGCAUAAACUACCACCCUUAUACCCUGGCAUGUUGCCCAUCAUUGGACACUUACAUUUGUUAGUCGGCGAUGGGAUAGGUUUAUGGAGCACUGUUAAAAAUGUUUCAGCAGAAGCUACAAAAAGAGGUGGUGUCAUUUGCUUGUUCCUUGGAACUAACCUAUACUAUUUUAUCUCGGACCCAGAUGAUGCACUGACAUCAGCAAACGCAUGCCUUCAGAAACACUUUACAUACGAUUACGCAAAACCUUGGUUAGGUGACGGAUUAAUCACAGCUUCAGGUGAAACUUGGAAACGCCAUCGUAAACUACUCACUCCUGCAUUCAGUCUACCAGUGAUAUACGGAUUUUUGGACAUAUUUAAUAAGCAGUCAAGGUCAUUGGUUGAAAACCUAAAGCAAGAAGUUGGUAAACGCUUCGAUCAUACUGUCCAUUUGAGAAAUAUUGCUUUGGAGACGUUCUGCUUAACUGCGUUCGGGAUAAGUGGCUUUGAAGACAAGGAUUUUAUUAAAAAAUACAUGCACGCCACAGAAAAAAUUCUUAACAUCGUUACAUCAAGGUUUCAAAACUUUUGGCUCCAAAGCGAUUUUAUAUUCAAAAUCUGUGGACUCAAGAAAAAACAUGACAAAUACGUAAAAAUUGUCAGCGACAUGUCUGAUAAGGUAAUCCAAAAGAAAAAGGCAGCUAGAAUCAAAAGCGAUAUUGAAAAUGAAAAAAAUACAGAUAUCAGAUACAAACCCUUCUUAGAUCUUCUUCUAGAGUUCGAAGAUAAAGCUUUGACAGACAAGGAGAUAAGAGAAGAAGUUGAUACAGCAAUAGUAACCGGCUUCGAUACGACAUCAAGCUUAUUAAGUUACAUCAUGAUAUUAUUGGGAACACAUCCAAUAGUUCAAGAAAAAAUUUACAAAGAGAUAAAGGAAAUUUUUGAAAUAGACAGAGAUGUCAAAAAGGAAGACUUCAGAAAGCUUGUAUACACAGAAGCUGUUAUAAAAGAAAGUUUACGCGUCUUCACCACUGGACCAGUAACUCUAAGACAUGUGGAAAAAGAUGUAAAACUUAAAAAUUACACGAUGCGUGCAGGGAGUGAUUGCGUAAUACUUCUGUACGGUACUCACCGCGACCCUGUAUGGGGUAAAGAUGCAGACCAGUUUAGACCGGAAAGAUGGCUUAGCGAAGAUACGCCAGUCAAUCCAAAUGCGUUCGUUGGAUUCAGCUUGGGCAAACGUUCUUGUUUGGGUAAAACCUACGCCAUGAUAUCUAUGAAGACCACCCUGGUUCAUUUCUUGCGUCGUUACAAGAUCACAGCAGACGACUCCAACCUACGGCUACGGUUCGACUUUCUCCUGAAACCAGUAUCCGGACAUGAAAUAUGUAUAGAGGAAAGAGUUUAG
Arctia plantaginis is the source of this 1464-nucleotide messenger RNA. NCBI's taxonomy places the organism in Eukaryota, Metazoa, Arthropoda, Insecta, Lepidoptera, Erebidae. The record is from the annotation of a GenBank genome assembly.